This is a messenger RNA of Liolophura sinensis, 2719 nucleotides long. RefSeq lists its product as uncharacterized. The record is from RefSeq and is a predicted model, not a curated record. The transcript is spliced from 8 exons. The coding region runs from base 1 to 2250 and encodes 749 amino acids. NCBI's taxonomy places the organism in Eukaryota, Metazoa, Mollusca, Polyplacophora, Chitonida, Chitonidae.
AUGAAGAGUUACACAUCAGCUCGAGUCAGGGAGAAUGCCGGCUUAGCUGAAUGCCCCACUCAGAAACAGCCAUCCACAAUGGUUCACCCAACGGGAGACAGACAGAUUUCGCCCUGCGUUGUUCGCGUUUUCUCAACAGAGCUUCAAACUGGGACGUAUCGCAAAAGGAAGCUGGUAGAAGUAAUACUUCGACCAUUCAGGGUAUCGCAGUCAGAUAAACAACAACGACGCCCCAUCCACACAGUUCGAGGUCAUUUCUCCCUGACGGAGAUCCGCGGUGCCAAGUUCCCUGGUCGCCAGACCGCCGCUACAUCUCUGUGUGCCCUUCUCCAGGCCACGACUUUGUGCCCGUCUUCCUGGUCAGCUGAGGUCAUCGACAGACUCCUGCUACAGGGGGACAAUCUUCACAGUACAAGGAUCCGUCAUCUGGCCGGACCUGAAAACGGAAUUCUGAAACCGGAACAGCUGCCUACUAACUUUAACUCCGGGAGAACGGAUUUUACCAUUCGCUUUAAGAAGGCUCCAACAGGCCUCUUAUUGGCAGAUGAAGUCAAAAUUGUCACCACGCAGCAAAGUUUUCAGACUCAGUCCCAUUGUUUACAGAAAGAGUUACGGCGUUGGCUGACGGACGGUCAUAGGGGAGUUCUGAUGACAGCUAAUGACAUCACAUUCGUCAUGUCGUCUGCUAGCAACCACUACUAUUUGUUUCACCCGUGCUUUGUCUCCUGUGCUUUGCUUCCUCGCCUGUUUGAGUUUCACACGGGAUUUCUCACGUGGCCGGAAGCUGCCAAAGUGUGCCGAAGCCGAGGCGGGGUGCUGGCCACGAUACAUGACAUUGGCACAAUCCCCGAACUACAGUUUGACAAAGAACCAGUUUCCAAUGUGAAGUUUUGGACUGGGUUAUCGGCUGACGAGAGCGGUACGUGGAGCUGGCAGGAUGGAUCUCCUAUGGGUUGGAGUAACUGGGCACCUUCCGGUCCAGGGUCUGGGGGCUGCGGUACAGCCUCGUUGGUGUAUCGGUACUACUGGGUGAAAGAGGAAUGCAGCUACCUUUUCCCUUUUGUAUGCGAAUAUCAAACGGGUACAUGUAACUACACCAUGUUGCCGAAGAGUAGCAUAAUCGGUCACAACAACAGGAUGGUAUUCGACAAGACGCCAGAAGAGUGCAAGAAGAUUUGUUCGGAAAUGUCCGACUUCAUCUGCAGGUCGUUCGAGUUUCACACCCGAUUACGCUACUGUCAGCUCAGUUCUGGCAACCGUUGGACGCUUGAGGGAUACCUAGACGUCAACGACCCGUCACAUAACCUUUAUCAUCGCAGCUGUAACAAAGCAUUCCUGCCGUCAAGUUCACCAUCACCGAGCCCUACCCCACUAGAGACAAGUUUCUAUUCAUACGAAGAACCCAGCACGUUCUUCAUCACACCCACACAAUGCUUCAAACUAAUGGUUGCAGAGGUGAUUGAAAAGGUUGAAGAAUUAGGUAAAUAUAAUUUUUUUUUUACAGCAAUAUGGGAUUUUUCCACCUCAAAACUGAUCAUAUGUACAGAGUACGAUCCGAACAAUUUCUUCUCGAGCUCUAUUUACCCCACCAGCACGUCAAUGGGCAUGUUGGUAACGACGACCCUUGCGCCCGUACAGAAAGCAAUUGUUCAACUAGAAAAGACAUUACAAGUGGUUAAAGAGAACGCUCGUCGGAAAACGAAAGUGAGCACGCCCGACGAACGGCCAUCGGCCACCACUGUGGGUUACGUGGCCGGAAUCAUCAUGUUUGGGGUUCUUGGUCUGGUCAUUGUCUUAGACCUCGGGUCUUUGUUCCGAGAUUUAAAAAUCCUAAAACGGAACUUAAGAGCACGACGUCAUCGCCAUAAGCCGACGAAAGUCGUGCUUACUUUUGAUAAGCAAGGUUACAACAGAGACAUGAAAGGCCAAAAGGAGUCGGAUAUAUAUAUUGAGAACAAAGAAACCGAAUUUGUCGAACCGAUGGAGAAAAAUUCCGAACCGGAACCGGAUUACGAUCUGCCCACAUCGGAAGUCUUCAGCUCUCCUCGAGUGCCCCGGAUGCUCAGUCAGCCGUCGCUAGGCGAGCGCGCGUAUUCAUUCUCCGGAAGUAGGAGCACGGAGAACCAUUACGAGGAUCCUUCCAGCGUCCUGUCGUUGGCGUCAUCUCGUGGUGUAAACUCUCCUGCCAUGAAGGGGGACUUCAACGACAUCGGGGCUGAAAAUGAUAAAAAUGUGAACUCAGAAGACUAACCGAUCAUAAUUUUGAACACAAAUUACGCGUGCUAGUAUGCAAUCAUUCUAUAAUCUCUCUUUGUUUCGUGGAGUACGUAACAGGCGGGUCGUACAUAUACUGAUUAUUUAUCAAUUAUUUGUCCAAAACAUGGCGUAUAUGGGCAAGAUUUCUUACACAAUGAUCUUUGCCGUUUGGUAAGUUUCACGCAGUCACGUAGUCUUUGGGUUAUUAAAUGGUUACUUGGCAAAAUGCUUCGAACAAGAAAAUGCCCCAUGUUCUUGAAUGAAAGACAUUCAAGAACAUAUGAAGAGCCAGAUGUGGGAGACAGACGAUAGUGCAGUGACAGUGGCAAUAUAUGAUUGGUUAUAAAUUUGUUUGCCCAUAAAUGUUAUAUAGCAUUUAGAGCGAAUGGACGCAUAGAGCUGCAUAAAUAGCUUUUUUAUGGGUCUUUGUCGAAUGUGUUUGAUAUCUAAUAUAAACUUUUUC